AGGGAGUAGCUUUUACUUUCCAGAAAAUUAGAAUUUUCAUGAAUUAGGAAGUAAUUACCAUAAAAUUUGAUUUUGUUAAACACUUCUUUAAUUCAUGGUAUAGUAAUUCUUGAGAAACAAUUUGAGUGACAUAUCAAGUGGCAUUCUCAUAAUUAUAAUAAACAAAUACUCCACAAUCUAAAAGUUGCAACGUACGGAGUAUAGUCUAUUUUAUACUUUAAAAAAAAUAAAAAUAAAAAAUAAUAAUAUUAAUAGAAAAAAAUCGUACUCCAUAUAUUUAAUAUUUAGAUUGUAUAUUUUGAUAAUUUAUUUACAAAAACACCUCCCAAUAUGCUUUGCUCACCAAUCAUGGGGAUUGACUGGGCGGAGCUCGUAAUUCUUUUUGAGACUGGUUUACAGUAAAUGACUGAAAUACCCCCAACAAGUGGAGAGGAAAUCAGAAUCCUCCAAGGCUCCAACCAAACCAAAUUCAUUUCCAUUUCCGCUCUUUUAUCCGUUGCGUUGCUUUGCUAUCGCUGAGCCGUAACCACCCAUACUUGCCGGAGUUUCCUCCCUCAUCGGUAUUUAAGGCGUCGCGCCACUCUGGACGCCGCCUUAUCACCUGCCGGAACACCUCCACGCCGCCUAUUUCGCUUUCUCUUCCCUCAAUUUUUUCGACGGCAUUCUUUUACUCCAUCAAUUUCGGCCAGUUUGCAAUUUCCUUUUCAGAAAGUUAGGGUUCUUUUUCCGACCAAUUAGUGUUAACUUACUCCAAUUAGCACCGCCAUUUUGUAAUUUCUCAAUGAAAAACCCUAAAAACCCAAUCUGCUGAAUAUAUGCUGAUAAUCAUGUCUAGGCUACCUGUUUUGAUGAGCAUGCCUCGUUUCAGCUUCACUCAAUAUCGCCCAAUUUUCUCUCUCCUCCUUCGAAGUUGCAACAAUGGCUGCCACACGCAAAAUGCAGCUCGUCUUCCUCUUUACUUUUACAAGAAAAAAACCCUUUUUUGCUCUAGUGAACUCACCCCCCUUUUCUCCACCUUAGCAGUUCCUGCUGCUUCAACUUCCUCAACCCAGGAAGACCCAUCAUCUGUUUCUUCUUCGGAUACGCAAUCGUUAUCGAAACGAUCGAGGAAAGCCCGGAACGAGACGCCUGAGUUUGUACUCAAGCGCAAACUUGAUAUGUGUUCCAAGCAUAAUAACCUUGAGGAGGCUCUGGACCUGUACAAUGGGGCUAGAGUUGAUGGUAUAAAGCUAGCUAUUCAUCAUUAUAAUGUCCUUCUUUAUUUGUGUUCUAAUUCUGCUGCUACUGAUAGUGGUAAUUGUAGUGGUAUUGAUAGUUUAGAAAAAGGCUUUGAGAUAUUUAGGCAAAUGGGUAUUGAUAAAGUUGUUCCGAAUGAGGCUACAUUUACUAGUUUGGCUAGAUUAGCAGCUGCUAAGAAAGACCCGGAAAUGGCUCUUGAUUUAGUUAAGAAAAUGAAGGGUAGUGGUAUUUCUCCCAAGCUUAGAUCAUAUGGGCCGGCAUUGUUUGGGUUUAGUGAGAAGGGGGAUGCUGAUGGAGCUUACAGGGUAGAUGCACACAUGGUGGAGUGUGGGGUAGUGGCUGAGGAGCUUGAGCUUGCUGCUCUUUUGAAGGUGAGUGUAGAUACGGGGAGAGGAGAUAAGGUCUAUGAGAUGUUGCAUCGAUUGCGAGCUAGUGUGAGGCAGGUCUCUGAAGAGACUGCUAGGAUAGUGGAAGAUUGGUUUUCAUCUGAGACGGCUAACGGUGUUGGGAUCGGUAAUUGGGACGUGGGAAAGGUGAGGGAAGGUGUAAUUAAGGGCGGGGGAGGGUGGCAUGGGCAAGGGUGGCUUGGUAAUGGUAACUGGAGGGUGGUUAAGGCCGAGAUGGAUAAGAACGGUUUUUGUAGUUGUUGUGGUGAGAAGCUUGUAUGUAUUGACAUUGACCCUAAAGAGACUGAAGGUUUUGCUUGUUCAUUGAGUUCUUUGGCAUCCCGAAAAGAAAAACUGGCUGACUUUUUGCAGUUCCAGAAGUGGCUUCAGACUCAUGGACCGUUUGAUGCAGUUGUGGAUGGUGCCAAUGUAGGCUUGACCGACUCACAUUCCUUUAACUUUAGGCAGCUUUACAAUGCUGUAUAUCAAUUACAAAAAAUCAGCCCUUCAAAUAAAUUGCCUCUUGUCAUUCUUCAUAGAAGUCGUGUUUAUGGUGGUCCAGCUGAAACUCCUUAUAUAAAGAAGAUGUUGGAGACCUGGAGGAAGGCCGGUUCCCUUUAUGCCACCCCACAAGGUUCAAAUGAUGACUGGUAUUGGUUAUAUGCUGCUGUUAGUUGCAAGUGUUUGUUACUUACAAAUGAUGAGAUGCGAGACCACUUGUUCCAGCUGCUAGGAAAUAGCAUUUUCCCUCGUUGGAAGGAAAAACAUCAGGUCCGGAUGACAGUCUCGAGAAGUGGUCUUGCCCUCCACAUGCCUCCGCCAUAUUCUAUUGUUACUCAAGAAUCUGAAAGUGGGAGUUGGCAUAUACCAACAGUAACAGGUGAUGACCUUGAAACACCUAGACAGUGGCUCUGUGCUACUAGAGCCACUAAGACUAGAUCCAAAGUUAAGGCCCAAUUGUCCAAUCUAUUCUCAACAGGUUGAUCACUUCUCUGAUGGAGAUUAAGAGAGAGAGAACGAUGGAAUCUAUUGCUAGUAGUUAUUACUUUCUGUUUCUGCUUCAUUAGAGGAAGUGGUAAUGUAUUGAGAUUGAUAUCUCUUAGCGUGCAUUAUCUAUUUUAAUGUAGCUGUUGGUAUCAUUAUUUGGGAAAAAAUUUCCCUUGUCGUUGUUUCUCCCAUGAAAUAUAAUGAAAUCAUAUUCCUGAA
This is a messenger RNA of Spinacia oleracea (spinach), 2831 nucleotides long. Its product is annotated as proteinaceous RNase P 1, chloroplastic/mitochondrial. The transcript has a single exon. Gene Ontology annotation, molecular function: protein binding; ribonuclease P activity. Lineage: Eukaryota; Viridiplantae; Streptophyta; Magnoliopsida; Caryophyllales; Amaranthaceae. Gene Ontology annotation, biological process: tRNA 5'-leader removal. The coding region runs from base 816 to 2609 and encodes 597 amino acids. The record is from RefSeq and is a predicted model, not a curated record.